GAGACAAGAGGAGGGGUUUGGGGUUUUUACGUCAGCUGAAUUUGAUUAUUUUGAACGGGUCAAGAUGGCGGAGAAGAGCGGGUUGAAGCAUCGGAAUCACUCUCAGCAAAAUAGCGAAAACAGCAUUUUCGACGAAGGUGAGCAUGGGGUGGAGGAUGUGCCUCAUAAGAUGAGCCCUGAGGAAGAGAAGGCCCUGUUGUCGGAGGAAGAUGCGUUGUCGGCCAGGCCGGUACAGAUCGUUGUGGCUCACGAGGACGACCACGCCUUUGAGCUCGACGAGGCGGCGCUGGAGCGCAUCCUGCUGCAGGAGCAUGUGCGCGACCUUAACGUGGUGGUGGUGUCGGUGGCCGGUGCCUUCCGCAAGGGCAAGUCCUUCCUGCUGGAUUUCAUGCUGCGCUUCAUGUACAACCAGACAUCCUGCUCCUGGCUGGGUGGGCACGAGGAGCCACUGACAGGCUUCACCUGGCGGGGGGGCUGCGAGAGGGAGACCACGGGCAUCCUGGCAUGGAGCGACGUGUUUGUGGUGGACAAGCCAGACGGGAGCAGGGUUGCGGUUCUUCUAAUCGACACACAGGGGGCUUUCGACAGCCAAUCAACCAUCAAAGAUUGUGCGACACUGUUUGCGUUGAGCACCAUGACCAGCUCUGUACAGGUUUACAACUUGUCUCAGAAUGUGCAAGAAGAUGACCUUCAACAUCUCCAGCUCUUUACUGAAUAUGGAAGGCUGGCCUUGGAGGAGAUCUAUGAGAAACCCUUUCAGACUUUAAUGUUUCUUAUAAGAGACUGGAGCUACCCUUACGAGCAUCCCUAUGGCUUGGACGGAGGGAAGAGUUUCCUGGAGAAGAGAUUACAAGUGAAACAGAACCAGCAUGAGGAGCUGCAGAAUGUCAGGAAGCACAUCCACUCCUGCUUCUCUAACAUUGGCUGCUUCCUCCUGCCCCACCCCGGCCUCAAGGUGGCCACCAACCCCAACUUUGAUGGCAGACUCACAGAUAUUGAUGACGAUUUCAAGACUGAGCUCGUCAACCUAGUGCCAAUCUUGUUGUCCCCGAAGAACUUGGUGGAGAAAGAAAUCGGAGGAUCCAAAGUGACGUGCCGAGACCUUGUACAGUAUUUCAAAGCAUACAUGAAAAUAUACCAAGGGGAGGAGCUGCCUCAUCCCAAGUCAAUGUUACAGGCAACGGCUGAAGCCAACAACCUUGCAGCUGUUGCAGGAGCAAAAGACAUUUACAACAAAGGCAUGGAACAGGUUUGCGGAGGCGACAAGCCCUACAUGGCCCCCGAUCAACUGGAGCGUGGCCACUCGAACCUGCGGCAGGUGGCGGUCAAACACUUUCGCUCGGUCAAGAAAAUGGGCGGCGAGGACUUCUGCUGGUGCUACCAGGAGCAGCUUGAAGCAGAGCUGGAUGAGGCCUUCACGAACUUCAUCAAGCACAACGAUGGCAAGAACAUCUUCUACGCGGCGCGCACGCCAGCCACGCUCUUCGCCGUCAUGUUCGCCAUGUACGUGGCGUCGCUGGUCACGGGCUUUCUGGGUAUCAACACAGUGGCCAUGGUUUGUAAUCUCAUUAUGGGCGUGGCACUGGCUGCACUCUGCCUAUGGGCUUAUGUGAAGUAUUCCGGCGAGUUCCGCGAGGUGGGCAGCGUCAUCGACCAGGUGGCCGAGACCCUGUGGGAGCAGAGGACUCCACGAAAGGUGAGGUGGACGGAGGGGAAGAAAGGCUCCAUCUUUUGUCAUUUUGGAGGCAAAAAUACGUCACUACUAAUGUCAUUAACAUGGCCACAAUACUUCCCUUGCCUUGUUUUCAGAUAUUUUCCAAACUCUUUGAGGUGGCGAGGAGUCGAGUCCAGUUGGAUUCCUUGAUAACGACCCAGAGAACGAGACUGGCCUCCAACAACAAUGUCAAGAAGAAAAACUAGCCCCUGCCGGUUUUCCCCCUUCGCUUGGUUUCCAGUGUCCAUUUUUAGGACUAUAUAUAAAUGUUUUCUUUUUUGAUAGCUCAUGGUCCCCAUGCCAUGCUGGUUUAGAAUUUAAAAACUGAAUUUUAUACCUGGUUCUCACCACAAAUGUAGAGUACAGGUUGGCACUUUCAUGGUUGAUUUGUUUUCUCAUUACAUGUUGAGGGGAUUACGAGGGUAGGGUGGGUGACAUUGGGUGCUUAAGUUUUAUCACGUGUGUGUGUGUGUGCAUGAUUAGCUGUCACGAUUUCCAUUUUUGGUAUGGAUGAACGUACUAACGAACAAAUUAAGCUUGCUUUCCUUGCUCCUUUCACUCCACCUCCAGUUGGUUUUAUUCUAUUUUUCCCCCACUUCCUUUCAUCUGAUGUCACCCCCUCUCCUCCUUUUGUCUUUCCCACCACUCUUGUCUCUCUCCCCAGGUGUUGAAGCCUCUGGGCGAUCACUAUAUGGAGGAUAACAUUAGGCUGAGUGUGGUCAACAGUCUCUGCUUGUCUGAGCGAGCAGGUGUCGCAACACGCCAAGUUAGAGUAAAUGAGUGACCGACGGUCCACUUCCCACACUAACAUUGCCAACCUGCCCGUAGAACCAAAGUUUACAGCUUUACCCUCUGUAAUUGGUCAUAGCUGCUUGUCACCUAACUCGGGCACCCAAUGAGAAGGCGGCAUUACGAGCGGUUAGCAGUGCGGGGAAUGAUGAGCCCGCCUCAUUUUCCUUGAUCAGACUGCUGAUUGGAUGUCUUGUGAGAUCCCCCCCCUCAUGGAAACUGAUUGUUAUAGUGACAGGACAUUUUGUGGCAAUUUAUUUAAGCAGGACAUUUUUCAGCUCAGUAGUUUGUGGUUGUCUGGGACAGGCAGCGUUUAGAGGUCUGUUUAAACCACAAUUUACUCGUCUUUUCUGUAAGAGCUUUCUUGUUUUCCUUCCCACUUGUCUGAGUGAAAGGAUAACAAUCAAUGUAAGAACAACCACUGCCUGCUUAUCAGUUCAGCAUCACCCUCCCCUCACAUCUCUCAACCAGUUGCUCUUAAGAUGAAUCAUUUUGUAUAUUUCUAUUCUAGUAUUAGAAUUGUUAUUCUGUUGAAAUUAUUCCAUCCAGACCAUUACCACCAAUGUGCUGUUUUGUACAGUUUUUCUUUUUUUUUUUACUCAUCCAAAAUGGGGCAUGUGUACGAAAUAUACAUAUAUAAAUACAUUUUCUAUACCUUUUUUGUAGCUGGAAGAGCAAUGGUUGUGGUAGGCCACUGUGCAGUUUACUGUAUUUAAAUGAAUGAUUUUGUGAUUUGUGUAUGUCCAAUAAAUUAUUUUUUAUA
Molecule: messenger RNA, 3266 nt
Organism: Oncorhynchus tshawytscha (Chinook salmon)
Lineage: Eukaryota; Metazoa; Chordata; Actinopteri; Salmoniformes; Salmonidae
Product: atlastin-2
Exons: 13
Coding region: 65-1864 (599 amino acids)
Biological process (GO): protein homooligomerization; endoplasmic reticulum organization
Molecular function (GO): GTPase activity; GTP binding
Source: RefSeq, a predicted model, not a curated record